Messenger RNA from Diversispora eburnea, 291 nucleotides. The record is from the annotation of a GenBank genome assembly. NCBI's taxonomy places the organism in Eukaryota, Fungi, Glomeromycota, Glomeromycetes, Diversisporales, Diversisporaceae.
AUGGAAAUACAAUCGCUUCGUAUAGUACCCUCUUCACGACCUGAUCCUUCGUCCGUAACUAAAAACCUUGCAGCCACAUCAAAUUCUUUUGGUGUUCAGGAUACUUUUCGUUAUGGAACAAAAUCCCUGCAUUCUGAACUUUCGCCUUCCCAUCCUCUUGAAAACGUACUUAAUAAGUGGGAAGAAACACAAACAAAUCUUAAAUUAACUAUGCAAAAAAGACUCUAUGGUAUUCAUGCGCCAAUAAGACAUCUUAUGGAACGAAGCAUCGUAUCCAAGGUAAUAAGAUGA